UUAGAAGGAUGGCAAAAGUUAUAUAAUAAUAUUCAUAACGUUUUAUAGUAAAGAGAACGUGCUACGUCGAAAUACGAUAGACAAACAUUAAAAGAGUUAUCGUUUGAAGUGAUACACGAGCUGACCCGAGAAUCCAAAGAAAAAUGGAAAAAGAAAAUCAGCGACUUAACAGACUUUUCAAACUUAGAAGUAAUAAUUUACAACUUGGUUAAAUGUAACAAUAGCAUGAAAGAAUUCUUUCAGCAUGCAGAACUGAAAGAACAAAAUGAUGAAACGAGGACACAGGAAAACAAAUAUUUUAGAAUCUCAACAGUCAAAGAAACAGAAUUAAAUUAUGAACAAGACAAGAAAGAAAACGAGGAACUAGGAAACUCGAUGCUUGGAUUUUGUACUAUUUGUCUUGGAAAUAUAAAUCCUUAUCUUAGUCAAAAUGUUCCUUGUUCUAAUGGACAUACUUUGUGCCAACGUUGUAUUCAACAUUUUGCAAUUCAAUCAGAUCCAGGCUGCAUUCUUUGUCACACACAAUAUCAACAAUUAAAUGUAAAUUCAUCGCGAGAAAGCAAUAUUAGUUUGAAUUCUACAUACACGCACGUGAAGAGAACGCAAAUCUCGCAACAGCAAUCAGAUUAUUACUCAAAACAUGAUCAAAAAUUGCAACAAUGCGAUCCUAUUAACAUUGAACAGCCGUAUUUCAAAUCUUGGAAUCAGAAUUACUCUCCUAUGGUACAAAAUAUCGAGGAAAACAGAUUAGCAUAUCAUAACAAUAAUUUCGAAGAGAUUUCUGACUACAAACAAGUUAGAGACCAAAAUAAUAUGAUUGAAGAACGACACAAAAAUUGCGACAGAGAAAAGCAGCGACAAAGUUAUUGCAAUUUAUUUAAAAAGAGGAAUGCAGAGUUGUACGUAUCCGAAACAAAAAUUAAUGGACAAAUUACUGCAGAAUGUUCUCGUAGACCGAUCCGUUGUCCACGAAUUGACUGCGCCAUAAACGUAGCUUUCUCAGCGUUAACGCAUCAUUUCAUCUUUGAUCAUCCGGAGGUGCCUAUUCUGAAUAUAGAGCCCGGUAUCAAAAGUACACUUAUUGUCAGUUUCAAUGCUUUAUCUUCCAAUUCUAGUCGAUGUCUAGCUCUCCUUCUUGUUUCUGGUAAACUCUCAAAACCUGCUGCGAGGUUGUUUAAUGGCAGUCAAAUCAACCCAAAAUAUCGAAAUCGUUUACCAUUACCAGUACUAGCCGCCCGGCUACAGUGUACAGAUCAAUAUAUAUCUAACGAGAAAAUUAAUAAAACGAAAAAUUUUCAUAAGAAAGAUAUAAUAAUCGCUUGGGUUGCCGGACUGGAUAUUGGAAACACAACAAACAAACUUUUAUGCAGUAUUCAGGCUGUGGACAAGAUUGAUAAUGAAGGUUUACGUUGCCUAACAUACACAGGUCCAGUGAACUCAUUAAGAACAGCUCAAUGUCCUCAAGACAUUUAUUCAACAGGUGAUUGUAUAGUUCUGCACGAAGGUCUCCUUAGUCACAUUACAUCAGAUUGUGCUACACUCAAUGUUAAUGUUACUGUACAU
Messenger RNA from Heterotrigona itama, 1563 nucleotides. NCBI's taxonomy places the organism in Eukaryota, Metazoa, Arthropoda, Insecta, Hymenoptera, Apidae. The record is from the annotation of a GenBank genome assembly.